Melanaphis sacchari is the source of this 1566-nucleotide messenger RNA. Its product is annotated as orexin receptor type 2-like. The coding region runs from base 177 to 1505 and encodes 442 amino acids. Gene Ontology annotation, biological process: feeding behavior; G protein-coupled receptor signaling pathway. Gene Ontology annotation, cellular component: membrane. The transcript is spliced from 8 exons. Gene Ontology annotation, molecular function: orexin receptor activity. Lineage: Eukaryota; Metazoa; Arthropoda; Insecta; Hemiptera; Aphididae. The record is from RefSeq and is a predicted model, not a curated record.
GUCGCGCGUGCGACUACCGUCGUUGUGUCGGUAUUACGUGAUUUUAAGUUUGUUUUUUCAAUAUUAUUGUGUUAUUCGUCGUGUGGUUUGAAAUUUAUUAUUUUUCCUAGACUUUUUAAGAAUUAUUAAGAUGUCAAUUUAGAUGUGUUAGUUAUUUUAUAUCAGAUGUUUACCUAAUGGAUAUUAGAUCAACAGUCUCACUUACAUUCGGAUCAAACAAAAUGUGGGUGAAAUGGACGUUGAUAACUAUAAUUGCGUUUUCAACGACAGACGUGGCCGAAGGACACGUCAACAUGACAACUCGACGAGAAUCAACUAUUCCGCCAUUCAUGGCAGAAAACGUUACCGAAUACGACGAAAUGGCUAACUAUACGGAUGAAGAAUAUCACAAUUACCUAGUCGAUUAUGUUACACCCCAAAAGUCCGAAUGGGUAUUUAUAGUUAUGCACUCUAUGGUUUUCGUUGUCGGACUUAUUGGAAACGCAUUAGUCUGCGUAGCCGUUUACAGGAAUCGAACAAUGCGAACUGUAACGAACUAUUUCAUUGUUAACUUGGCGGUGGCUGACUUUUUAGUGAUCCUAAUCUGCUUGCCACCAACUGUGUUGUGGGAUGUCACAGAAACAUGGUUCAUGGGCACUCUAGCUUGCAAAAUGGUUUUGUACUUUCAGACCGUCUCCGUAACCGUGUCAGUUAUGACGCUGACGUCAAUUUCUAUCGACCGUUGGUACGCCAUCUGUCAUCCUCUAAAGUUCAAAUCUACCACCAGCCGUGCCAGAACAGCCAUCAUUAUCAUAUGGAUUGUGGGACUUGUCUCAGAUAUUCCAGAGCUGUUGGUGUUGGAAGCCGUUCCAAAGACAAAACGGUUUCCGUCUAUUUAUCUGACCCAAUGCGAAGCUCUCUGGAGUCAAGGGUCAGAGACUUCCUACCAAAUCGCCAAGACAAUCAUGCUUUACAUCCUGCCCCUAUUGCUCAUGUCGAUUGCUUACUAUCAAAUUGUUCGGGUGCUAUGGAAAUCCGACAACAUACCUGGACACACAGAAACCGUACAAAUGUUCAAUGCCAAUGCUUACAAUGGGUUCAACCGGACAGCGACAAUGGGGUGUACCAGCACGAUGGCUCAGAUAAAAGCCAGGAGGAAAGCGGCAAAAAUGUUGGUAGCAGUUGUGGUCAUGUUCGCACUGUGCUUUUUCCUCGUGCAUCUGAUGAACUUAUUAAGAUUUACGGUGGGUAUUCAACAAUCGCAGAUAACAGCUUUAGUUUCAAAUUUAAGUCAUUGGUUGUGUUAUGCUAACAGCGCAGUGAACCCGCUGAUAUACAACUUUAUGAGUGGCAAAUACCGUAACGAAUUCAAACGGUUAUUCCUCUGUUGGGGAUCGCACAGGCAGAAUCGCCUGCGCCGUGGAGCGCACACGUCCCGAAGUGGCACGUACAUUUGCCGAUUCACGAUGACCACAAUGAAGACAGACAACGUGAGCUUUGGACUGUCGCCUGAAGACAUUCAAUGAAUAUAAUACUAUAAGGUGACACGGCGGGACGAAGCUAUAAUAAUAUUAAACUCACUCAAAG